Molecule: messenger RNA, 1098 nt
Organism: Metschnikowia bicuspidata var. bicuspidata NRRL YB-4993
Lineage: Eukaryota; Fungi; Ascomycota; Pichiomycetes; Serinales; Metschnikowiaceae
Exons: 4
Coding region: 1-999 (332 amino acids)
Source: RefSeq, a predicted model, not a curated record
AUGGGCAUUGAUUCCGAUGAGCCACCUUCAGGAAAUGUGAUUGACCCAAUGAGAGUCGAGGAUAUAUUCAGCAUAGAGGAUCUCUCGUCUAUAUCCGUGUCUUCAGUUUCAGCGAAUUCAGAUCUCCUCAAAGACGCAAGUGAUUCUAUUCAUAUUGCUUCUAUAAAUAGUGCCUUUGAUUAUAGUGCUUUCACUAAUAGUGUUUUUGAAUACAGUAUUUCUGCUUAUGUUGCUUCUACUUAUGUUGCUUCUGCUGAAAGUGCUUCUACUUAUGAAUCUUCUGCUAAUAGUGCUUCCAAUCAUAUUGUUUCUACUUAUAUUAUUUCUACUCAUAGUGCUUCUACUUAUAUUGCUUGUACUGAGAGUGACUCUACCAGUAGUGCCUUUAAUCAUAAUGCGUUUAAUGACAGUGCUUUUGAUUGCAUUGCUUUUGAUUAUGGUACUUUUGAUGAUGGUGCUUUUAAAUAUAGUGCUCUUGGUGAUGGUGAUUUUGGUUAUGGUGCUUUUGAAUAUAGUGCGUUUGAGUAUAGUGCUUUUAGAAACAGUGAUUCUACUCAUAGUGUUUCUAGGAGUAGUGUUUUUAAUAAUAGCGCUUUUAAUAAUAGUGCGUUUACUGAUGGUGCUUCUUCUAAUACUGCUUUCAAUUACGUGCUUCUAAUCAUAUGGCUUCCAAUCAUUGCUUCCAAUCAGAGUGCUUCUACUUAUAUCUCUACUACUAAUAGUGCUUUCAAUCACAUUGCAUCUACUAAGAGUGCUUCUUUUCAUAGUGCUUAUACUUUUAUUGAUUCUGCUUAUAUUACUUCUACUCAUAGUGCCUCUACUCAUAUCCUUUGUACUAAAAGUGCCUUUGUUUUUAGCGCUUCCAAUAAUAGCGCUUCUACUCAUGGUGCUUCUGCUUGUAUUGCUUCUAUGGAUAUUGCUUCUAUGGAUAUUGCUUCUACUUAUAUUGCUUCUUCUCAUGGCGCUUCUAUCUCAAUGUUCUUCUCAUAUUGCCAAUAGAGUGAGCGUGUAGCGUCUGACUCCAAUAUACUUGAUAAGCAUGCCUCAAAGAGUGCCGAAGGGACGUCCAGUGGAGAUUGCUCACUACUAGCAGAUGUG